AAGCCACGGCAUCCCACAAAGGAGCUUCUGUUAAUGAAAGGCAAGCAUAUCCCUCUUGGAUCGAAUGUUUACGUGCAAACCGCGGCCCGAAACCCUUCCCCCCGAGGAAGAAGAAAAGAAAAAAAAAAACAAAAAAAAAAAAACGGAAAGGAGGGUGAAAAGGUAAAGAAACGCCCCCAGCCGCAGCUGCGGCGGGGAGCGCUCCGGGCCGGCUGCGGCGCUCCCCGCUCCCCGCUCGGCGCCGGGCGCGGCCGCGCCCCCGAGCCCGCGGCGCUCACACGGCUCCGGCAGAGAGACGCGCACAGCCCGGGGCUGCGCGGCCCCGCCGCCCGGGGCCAUGCUCUCCAGGAAGGGGAUCAUCCCCGAGGAGUACGUGCUGACCCGGCUGGCCGAGGAUGUGCCGGAUCACGCCCGGUACCGCGCGCGGGAGAGGCGGGCGCGCUUCGUGGGCAAGAACGGCGCCUGCAACGUGGCCCAUAAGAACAUCCGCGAGCAGGGGCGCUUCCUGCAGGAUGUCUUCACCACGCUGGUGGACCUCAAGUGGCCGCACACGCUGCUCAUCUUCACCAUGUCCUUCCUCUGCAGCUGGCUGCUCUUCGGCAUGGUCUGGUGGCUCAUCGCCUUCGCCCACGGCGACCUGGACCACAGCACGCGGCUGCAGAGGGACCCCGCGGAGGGGGCGGCGGCCGCCUUCGUGCCCUGCGUGACCAGCAUCCACUCCUUCACCUCCGCCUUCCUCUUCUCCAUCGAGGUGCAGGUGACCAUCGGCUUCGGGGGGCGCAUGGUGACGGAGGAGUGCCCGGCCGCCAUCCUGGUGCUGAUCGUGCAGAACAUCGUGGGGCUGGUGAUCAACGCCAUCAUGCUGGGCUGCAUCUUCAUGAAGACGUCGCAGGCUCACCGCCGGGCCGAGACCCUCAUCUUCAGCAAGCACGCGGUGAUCGCCCUGCGGGAGGGCAGGCUCUGCUUCAUGCUGCGCGUGGGCGACCUCCGCAAGAGCAUGAUCAUCAGUGCCACCAUCCGUAUGCAGGUGGUGAAGAAGACCGCCAGCCUGGAGGGGGAGGUGGUGCCCCUCAACCAGAUCGACAUCCAGAUGGAGAACCCCGUGGGGGGCAACAGCAUCUUCCUCGUCUCCCCGCUCAUCAUCUACCACGUGAUAGACAAGAACAGCCCCCUCUACGACAUCUCCCCCAUGAACCUUCACCACCACGAGGACCUGGAGAUCAUCGUCAUCUUGGAAGGGGUGGUGGAGACCACCGGCAUCACCACCCAGGCCAGAACCUCCUACCUGGCGGAUGAAAUCCUCUGGGGUCAAAGGUUUGUGCCCAUCGUGGCGGAGGAGGAUGGGCGAUACUCGGUGGACUACUCGAAGUUUGGCAACACGGUGAAAGUGCCCACCCCCUCGUGCACUGCCAGGCAGCUGGAGGAGGACAAGAGCAUCAUAGACACCAUGCCACUGUCCCCUAAAGGCACAAUAAGGAAAAGGUCUGUCAAGCUAAAGCCCAAGUUUACCAUAAGCGAAGAGCCUUCCUGA
Molecule: messenger RNA, 1531 nt
Organism: Cinclus cinclus
Lineage: Eukaryota; Metazoa; Chordata; Aves; Passeriformes; Cinclidae
Gene: KCNJ11
Product: potassium inwardly rectifying channel subfamily J member 11
Exons: 1
Coding region: 338-1531 (397 amino acids)
Biological process (GO): regulation of monoatomic ion transmembrane transport; potassium ion import across plasma membrane
Cellular component (GO): plasma membrane
Molecular function (GO): ATP-activated inward rectifier potassium channel activity
Source: RefSeq, a predicted model, not a curated record